AUGGUGUUAAGCCAUACAGAUUUCUAUGAUACCCAUCUUGUAUCUUCAGCAUUACAAACAAAUGAAUAUUCCAACAUAAAUAAUUGCUCUAGCUCUGUGAGUAAAUUCAUCCUUUUAGGCUUUUCUUAUACCUGGGAAAUUCAGAUUUUCCUCUUUUCAGUCUUCUCUGGGACAUAUAUUCUGACACUAACUGGAAAUCUUUGUAUUAUCUGUGCUGUGAUGUGGGACCAUCAACUACAAACUCCAAUGUACAUCCUGCUGGCCAAUUUUUCCUUCCUGGAGAUCUGGUUUAUCACCUCCACUGUCCCUAAUAUGCUAGCCAACUUUCUCUCUGAGACCAACACCAUUUCUGUCUCUGGAUGCUUCCUCCAGUUCUACUUCUUCUUCUCCCUGGGCACCACUGAGACCUUCUUCUUGUCUGCCAUGGCCUUUGACAGGUACCUUGCUAUCUGCAGGCCCCUGCAUUACCCCACUGUCAUGACAGUUCAACGCUGCAUCAGAACAGGAGCUGGGUGUUGGGUGUGUGGCUUCCUGUACUUCCCCUUGCCUAUUUACCUCAUCUCUCAGCUUCCAUUUUGUUGUCCCAAUACAAUUGAUCAUUUCCUGUGUGACCCAGGACCUCUUAUAAAGCUGUCCUGUGUGCCAGCUCCUGCCACUGAGAUCAUCUGUGCUAUCUAUAACUCAGUCCUCAUUUUCACCACCUUAGUCUUCAUUAUCAGCUCCUAUACCUUGGUGAUCAGAGCUGUGCUGAAGGUCCCCUCAGCAGAAGGUCGGCAUAAGGCUUUCUCCACAUGUGGCUCCCAUUUGGCUGUGGUGUCCCUGUUCUAUGGCUCUAUCAUGGUUGUAUAUGUGAGCCCAACAGCAGGCAAUCCAGCAGGGAUUCAGAAAUAUGUGACUUUGUCCUAUUCUGUGUUAACUCCACUCUUCAACCCCUUGAUCUAUAGUCUUCGAAAUAAAGAGAUGAAGGUGGCUCUGAGAAAGUUAUUUAGAAUGGUGAGAUUUAGUCGUAGGCAUGGAAGAAAUCUUUGAAGGACUUUUGUUUACAACUGAAAUAAUGUAUGAGAAAUAAGUAAUUAAAAAUUGGCAUUCAGUUGUAUUAACUAAAUUAGGAAUGCAUGUUUCUGGGGGAGAGAAGAACAUAUUCAAGUAUAAUUAAAUGUUACUAAGUUAACUGGCCAUCUAUCCAUUUUGUUAUUAGAGAAAAAUGUACAUUGAACUUAAAAAUGUUUCAAAGCAGAGAAAAAACUAUCAUGCAUCUUUUUGACAUUUAGACUUAACACUAGUUAAAAUUUUU
This is a messenger RNA of Felis catus (domestic cat), 1294 nucleotides long. Its product is annotated as olfactory receptor 11H6-like. Gene Ontology annotation, biological process: G protein-coupled receptor signaling pathway. The record is from RefSeq and is a predicted model, not a curated record. Gene Ontology annotation, cellular component: membrane. Gene Ontology annotation, molecular function: olfactory receptor activity; G protein-coupled receptor activity. The coding region runs from base 1 to 1029 and encodes 342 amino acids. The transcript has 2 exons. NCBI's taxonomy places the organism in Eukaryota, Metazoa, Chordata, Mammalia, Carnivora, Felidae.